This is a messenger RNA of Psammomys obesus (fat sand rat), 2561 nucleotides long. It is a transcript of the gene Mc3r, whose product is annotated as melanocortin 3 receptor. Gene Ontology annotation, molecular function: peptide hormone binding; melanocyte-stimulating hormone receptor activity. Gene Ontology annotation, biological process: G protein-coupled receptor signaling pathway. Bases 328 to 1299 code for a protein of 323 amino acids. The transcript has a single exon. NCBI's taxonomy places the organism in Eukaryota, Metazoa, Chordata, Mammalia, Rodentia, Muridae. The record is from RefSeq and is a predicted model, not a curated record. Gene Ontology annotation, cellular component: membrane.
GGAGUUCCGAUGCAUAAAACCCGAGUGCUCUCCCUUCUCACAUCUAGCGUUAAGUCCCACAACCCCUACCUCCUUAUGAGUAGAGCUGUCACUGUAGCAACGGGUGUCGGGUAGAGACCAGGAGAGAGAGAGUCAGAACGACAGCAAAGGAAAGUUCUUUCCAUGUCUCCGAGCUUUCUCUCUCUCUCUCUCUCUCUCUCUGGAGAGAACUAAAGUCUAAACUGGACAGCAUCCACAAGAGAAGCACCUAGAGGGAGAGUUUCUUCCAGCAGCUCAGGAGCUCAGGACCCUGCAGGAGCCGAAGCUGGAACUGCCCAUCUGUUAACCAUGAACUCUUCCUGCUGCCUGUUCUCUGCUUACCCGGUGCUGCCUAACUCCCCAGAGCACCCUGCAGCCCCUUCUGCCAGCAACAGGACCAGCAGCGGGUUCUGUGAGCAGGUCUUCAUCAAGCCAGAGGUCUUCCUGGCGCUGGGCAUCGUGAGCCUGAUGGAAAAUAUCCUGGUGAUCCUGGCUGUGGUCAGGAAUGGCAACCUGCACUCUCCCAUGUACUUCUUUCUAUGCAGCCUGGCUGCAGCCGACAUGCUGGUGAGCCUGUCCAACUCUCUGGAGACCAUCAUGAUCGCCAUUAUCAACAGCGACUCCCUGACCUUGGAGGACCAGUUCAUCCAGUACAUGGAUAACAUCUUUGACUCCAUGAUCUGCAUCUCCCUGGUGGCCUCCAUCUGCAACCUCCUGGCCAUCGCUGUGGACAGGUACGUCACCAUCUUCUAUGCCCUUCGCUACCACAGCAUCAUGACCGUGAGGAAGGCCCUGGCCUUGAUCGUGGCCAUCUGGGUCGGCUGCGGCAUCUGCGGCGUGAUGUUCAUCAUCUACUCCGAGAGCAAGAUGGUCAUUGUGUGCCUCAUCACCAUGUUCUUCGCCAUGGUGCUCCUCAUGGGCACCCUGUACAUCCACAUGUUCCUCUUUGCCAGGCUGCACGUCCAGCGCAUUGCGGCGUUGCCGCCCGCGGACGGCGUGGCCCCCCAGCAGCACUCAUGCAUGAAGGGGGCUGUCACCAUCACCAUCCUGCUGGGGGUUUUCAUCUUCUGCUGGGCACCUUUUUUCCUCCACCUGGUCCUCAUCAUCACCUGCCCCACCAACCCUUACUGCAUCUGCUACACGGCCCACUUCAACACCUACCUGGUCCUCAUCAUGUGCAACUCUGUCAUUGACCCCCUCAUCUAUGCCUUCCGCAGCCUGGAGCUGCGAAACACAUUCAAGGAGAUUCUCUGCGGCUGCAAUGGCAUGAACUUGGGCUAGAAUGCCCCUCAGAGGGGCUAGAGAGCUAGCCAAGGGGCUUAGGAGAGACCUAAAGAAUAUUAACAUAACAGCACUUGCCUUCUGAUGGCCCUUUGCAAAGGGAGAAGUGGCGUAGAAUGGGCCGUCUAUGAGGAUCUGCGUGUGGGUAAGUCAGUCUGCUCUACCCCAUCGUCUCCGGAAGAAUCAGGGAAGCCUGCGCUGGGUGUCGUCUGUGUUCAUUGCUAGGCACCCGGGGGCUUGUGCUUCCUGCCUGCUCACCUGCUUUGUACUAGUAACUCUGUGCUUCAAGCCAACGUGACAGGAGGGCUCUUGUGAACAGAAAGAGUGCUCAGCCCUCCCCCCAGCAAGCAAAUCUGCUCACAGCCACCACCUCCAGCUGCCGGCUAGAGAAGAACUUUGCACAUAUUCUGUGAGAGACUGAGUUCCCUCCUGCUCACGCCGUUAUAACUGUGUAAAAACUGUGUGAUGUCCUUUUCUCCCUUCCAGUCCUCACAUCCAUGCCAGCCUCCCCGGCCCCUUUGAAAAGAAAAUAGCACGGAGGUAUGGCCUCUCUGCGCUGUUGUCACGGUUGUUACUAUUAUUGGGGUUUCAUUCAUUAAAUCUAAACUUCAGAACCUACUGAAUCAAAGUGCUCUAGCCAGUGAGAGGUCCUUGUAUCCUUGGACUUUGAUUCCUGGUCAUGUCAAGGUAGGUGUUAUCCUUUUAAAAUGAUGGACUGUUGCUUCUCUGCCUUUCAAAUGAGAAGGAAUGGCGGGCAGGCCGGGUGAGCUUCACUGGAAACGGCUUUGCUGUCAUUGAUGGUGGUUUGAGCAGCUGGAACUGCCUCCAGCUCCUUUCCUCCCUUACUCUGAAGCUCCUUUCCCGCCUCCCGGCAACUGUGUGUCUAUCAAGUGGUUAUUUCCACAUCAUCUAUGAGAGAGGCUGUGUGUUUGGCUGUUGCUUCUUUUGCUAGAUGUGAUGUUAAAGUCAAAUGACCCUGUUGGCAACAUCUGUACCUUGUCAAGUGAAGCGGUCACCCCCACCACCGCAGGGCGAGAUGUGCAAACAUGCUGUGUAACACUGUGUGCUGCUGGCAACUGUCAGCUCCCUCUUACCCUCGACAACUUUAGCUAGCACCACCCCCUCCGCCUGUGUUUUCCUGCUCUUGAAUAUAUGAGGUGGAGGGACCGUGCAUGAAUUUUUCCUGCUAACAUUUUAGUAGACAUCAUUUGUUUCCUGCUUUGAUCAUGAUGUUUAGAGAUAAUAAAGGCUUUGGCUUUUGU